Molecule: messenger RNA, 1860 nt
Organism: Hyaloperonospora brassicae
Lineage: Eukaryota; Oomycota; Peronosporomycetes; Peronosporales; Peronosporaceae
Source: the annotation of a GenBank genome assembly
AUGGAUCGCGCGCCACUCGUUGCCAGUGCCAAAGUCGGCGCCUCGUCGGGACUCAAAGCCGAGAGCAGCAGCAGCAGUCCCAAUCGCCUCACGUAUGUGUCGCUCCCCCUGCGUGUCGCGCGUGAUGCCACGCGGGACAAGACGAUCUUUCGCUGCACGUUUCCAGGCUGUGGGCGCGAGUUUCAGCUCAAGGGGAACCUCAAGCGGCACCUGAACAUCCACAAAGGCGACAAGAAGUUCGCCUGCAAGUUCUGCGCCAAGCGGUUCUUGCGCAAAGCCGACAUGGAAGUGCACUAUCGCGUGCACACGGGCGAGAAGCCCUAUCGCUGCAAAUAUCAAGAGUGCGGCAAGUGCUUUGCCCGGCGGUCGGACCUCCUGAGUCACGAGCGCACGCACACAGGCAGAAAGCCCUAUGCCUGCGCGUUCCCUGGCUGUGACCGCAGCUUUGCCCGCAAGUUCGACCUCCACAAGCACCAGCGGCUCCACGAAGACCAAACCGACAUUGGCAAAGUCAGGACCAAGAAGCGCAAACUCUCGCCGUGUCAAGCGGAUCUAGCGACCCGUGCAGCGAGUUGCGACUGUCCGAACGACGUUGCGACGCCGUUUGUAGGCGGUGCAACGUCCACGAGCGCAGCGCUGUCAGCCGAUGUGCUGGUAACACCUGCAGCAGCGUCAGCGUCAGCCGCGAUGAAGACGUCCGUGUCGAUCCCUGGCAAAUUUGCUGCUGGUCGUCGCAAGAGCGCCGCGACGGCUGCGUGCUCAAACACUCCGACGAGGCCGAAGCGCUACGAGCUCACGUGCCCCGAGAACCACAUCCACUCGCCACCCGCGUGUCUCGCAGCGCUGUCGUCGCUGGACGCCUUCUUGUUGUCGCAGGAGACGCUAGACCUGUCGCGGCCGUACUCGCUCGACGCGUUCUCGUCGCACUGUCCGUCGACGACGAUCGGCACCAGUUGCUGUCCCGCGCAUCUCGAGCUGAGACCUCCUCGACCCGAAGAAGGCACUCGAGUCUUUGCUGGGUCCAAAAUGCUCAGUGCAUCGCCGGCCGUGGAGUCGCUCUUUACCACUCCGUUCAUGCCGGGGCCAGCAAUGCCAGCGAGCGACGCACCUCCUGCUGCCGUGCAGUCGAAUGCGACGGACGGAAUCGCGUACACGAACGCUUCGCUGACUGCACUGCCGCUGUGUCGACCGCUGGACACCUCGACGGUGGACCAGACAGACUCAAAGUCGAAAUUGGCUCUACUUGUGCCAAACACCGCCGGCGACGAUUCGAUCCUCGACCCGAACAAACUGCUGUCCAGCUCACCUCGCGACGUACCGCCGAACGGUACUCCAGCAACGACGUCCCCGCUCGAGUCGCUCGUCAACUUUGGCGACAACAGUUUACUUGACGCGACCACGCGCACUGCCGCACGCGCUUCCACCGCCAAACCGGUCAAGUCUGCUGCCGACAAGCGAUGUCUGUCCAUGCCCACGUCGUCGCUCUUGGACUAUUCACGCCACAAUCGCACGUGUGGCCACUUGUCCAUCCAGCAUGGCAACCACCGCGACUACGUGGUGCAGAACCACCUCGUGUGCCAAGACAGCGUGACGCGACUUGGGGUCGUGCAGCGCACGUCUGCGAACGCCGAGGCCAAUACUGCCGUUGGCGGGUCGUUGGGCAAGUGCACGUUGCCCCGGGAUACCCAUCGACCCGGUUGUGGCCAUCUGCCCGUGCGGCACAAUGACCACAUUGACUACGUCGUCGAGGACAACUUGGUGUGCCAGCAGGCGAGUUGGUUCGAGGACGAUACGCUGGAGCUGCUGGGGGACGAUUUCUGGGACUUUUACGGGGCGAUCGACGCCUUCCCGACAAAUUGA